Phycomyces blakesleeanus NRRL 1555(-) is the source of this 444-nucleotide messenger RNA. RefSeq lists its product as hypothetical. The record is from RefSeq and is a predicted model, not a curated record. NCBI's taxonomy places the organism in Eukaryota, Fungi, Mucoromycota, Mucoromycetes, Mucorales, Phycomycetaceae. Gene Ontology annotation, cellular component: nucleus; cytoplasm. Gene Ontology annotation, biological process: mitotic DNA damage checkpoint signaling; protein phosphorylation. The transcript is spliced from 2 exons. The coding region runs from base 1 to 444 and encodes 147 amino acids. Gene Ontology annotation, molecular function: ATP binding; protein serine/threonine kinase activity.
AUGCGGCAUAUUGAUGGCAGAUGGCAAUUGAUCGAUUUUGAAUCCAGCAGAAAUAUAGGCGAAGAGUGUGUAGGCGUAAUCACCCCUCGAUAUUGUCCACCUGAAGUUGCAAAAGCAACAACCUAUGGCAUAGAGGGAACUCAUGGGGUAGUAGCCACUAUUAGCAUUGAUCUUUGGGCUCUUGGCUGUAUUAUUUAUGAACUUGAAACCAAGAAUAUACUGUUUUCCAAUAGUAUCAAAGACGAGACGAUUCUUCACUUUAUGUCCCAUCCAUCACCUUCUACACCCACCCUACAAAAUGGAUUACGGUGGAAUAAUGAUAAUGAGCUCGAGAUCCCGCAGUUUGAGCAAGAUAUUCCCGAUGCUGUUACGCGCCAAAUGAUUCAACAACUUCUUAGUCGUGAACCAGCCAUGCGUGGAACAGCAUCCUCCCUUUUAAAGUAG